AUGAAGCUCCCGGGCCGCCGCCUCCUGGCCGUCGCAGCAGCCGCGUUGCUCGUGGCCACGUCGUUGCUGGCCGCCACCCUCCUCACCGCCUCGCCGCUGCAGUUGCUGCCGCUGCUGCCGUGCCUGCCCGCUGUCACAGCCCCCUCGGGCGCCGGGUACGAGCCGUCCGGCCUCGCCGCGCUCGCCGACGCCGCCGUGUACUACGCCACCACCCGGACCGUGCCGCAGCAGUCGCGCGCCGAGUUCGCGCUCUCCCUGGCCGUGCUCCGCCGCCGCGCGCCGCUGCGGCUGCUCGUGUUCGGCCUCGGCCACGACUCGCCGCUCUGGCACGCGCUCAACCCCGGCGGCGCCACCGUGUUCCUCGAGGAGGACCCGGAGUGGUACCGCGUGGUGCGCUCGCAGUCGCCGCACCUGCGCGCCCACCUGGUCCGCUACCGCACGCGCCUCGACCACGCCGACCUCCUCCUCGGCUCCUACAAGCAGUUCCCCUCGUGCGUCCCCGGCGCCGGCGGCGGCGCCGAGCCCGCCGUCCGCGCCAACGCCGCGUGCCCGCUCGCGCUGCACGACCUGCCGCCCGAGGUGUACGAGAACGAGUGGGACAUGCUCAUGGUGGACGCGCCCAAGGGGUACUUCCCCUCGGCGCCCGGGAGGAUGGCGGCGAUAUGGACGGCGGCCGCCAUGGCGCGCGCGAGGCGCGGCGAGGGGGACACCGACGUGUUCCUGCACGACGUCGACCGCAGGGUGGAGAGGAUGUUCGCCGAGGAGCUCCUCUGCGACAGGUUCCGGGUCGGAGGGACCGGCCGGCUCUGGCACUUCAGGAUCCCGCCGGUUUCACGGCGGGCCAACACCACCACGGCUGCCGGCGGUGGCGAGAGGCCUUUUUGCAGAUGAACAGGAAGUCAGGAACACACAGCGUGUCGUCGUCAAUGCCGUGGCAACACCAGAUCUAGGCAGCGACAUGAUCACAGGGCCGUACAGGAGAGGACCCAUGCACCAUC
Messenger RNA from Lolium rigidum, 998 nucleotides. Its product is annotated as probable methyltransferase At1g27930. The transcript has a single exon. Bases 1 to 891 code for a protein of 296 amino acids. The record is from RefSeq and is a predicted model, not a curated record. Gene Ontology annotation, biological process: xylan biosynthetic process. Lineage: Eukaryota; Viridiplantae; Streptophyta; Magnoliopsida; Poales; Poaceae.